AUGCUUGAAGAAUUCAAAUCCGAAUACCCUGAGUAAUUUGAAAACGAUGUAAAUACUAAGAUGGCUUUAAAAAGUGGCUUCAAAGCUUAUAAGUCUGAGGGUCUUGAUUACUACUUAGAACAUCAUGAAACCUUUCCCUUGACUCUAGUUUUAUUUUACGACAGUGAAUAAUUGAAUGAUAAUGUCAUGAAAAAUCUCACUGCCAAACUUCUUGAUGUUUUUGUCUACAAGUAUGAAAAGAAGCUAGCCAAGGGUAACUUCAACCUUGGCAAUGGGUUCUUAAGUAGUGCCUAAAAUAUCUCACAACAAAAUAAUUAGUCUACUUUUGAUCAAGUAUUAUCUCUCAUUUAUGAAGAUACUUUCAUCGAGUGGGUUAAAAUGAUAUUUAUUGAUUUGAAUGCACAGAACAUACUAAUUCCUUGGAUUUAUCUGUUCUACAAUGACAAUUUUGAUCAAGUAAAAUUAAUUUUCUUCAGCCUCCUUUCUAGACAAAAUAUGAUCACUGAACUUGAGAUUGAAUUUGGAUAUUGCACUGAGGAGGAGAGUAUCUUUCAAUCAUUUAGUCACGAAAUGGAAAGAGCUUUACCCAAAAUUAAGAAAACUUUUACUAUGAAAAAGGAUCAAAAGAGUGUCAAGGUCUAGUUUAAGGAUAUGAUUAAAAGGUUCACUGAUAAGACUAGAACAUUUGAGUUCAUGGUGAAAUUCAAAGUUGAAAUGGAAAAUAAUUAGGAUUCUUCUAGCAUUUACUCUGCUAAUGGUGGCACACCAUUAGCUCUAAUUGAAGAAAAAGAAAAAAAGAAAUUCUUAAAGAAAGAAUUAGAGAUUAAUGACUAGUCAGUGCUAUUUAAUAAGGAGAUUGACGAAAAAAAGCUGAUCAAGUUUAUGCUUGAACUAAUUUAUAAAUGCAACAGCCUCAUUGAUCUUAUAAAUCCAAAUGAUUCCAUCAAGAUGAUGGAGAUGUCUAUAAACAAGCAAGAUAUUAUGUUGGACAAGUCAAAGCUGGUGAUUAUAAAGUUAGAUAAGCUAUUUUUAGUGAUACCCUUGACAAUUACUAAGGUUGAAACCAAACUUAGAAAUGUUUUUAUUAACUAGAGACCAAAGAUGGAUGGACUUGCUAGAUUUAUGGAAUUCUAUCUUAAAACAUUUUCUUCUCCUUUAGAUAUGCCUAAAUCAGAUAGUCAUACUUAAGCCUAAGUAAAAAAGAAGUGA
This is a messenger RNA of Stylonychia lemnae, 1209 nucleotides long. Lineage: Eukaryota; Ciliophora; Spirotrichea; Sporadotrichida; Oxytrichidae. The record is from the annotation of a GenBank genome assembly.